Messenger RNA from Misgurnus anguillicaudatus (oriental weatherfish), 1785 nucleotides. RefSeq names its product transmembrane protein 263 (gene tmem263). NCBI's taxonomy places the organism in Eukaryota, Metazoa, Chordata, Actinopteri, Cypriniformes, Cobitidae. The record is from RefSeq and is a predicted model, not a curated record.
AAGAAACGUCACUUCCUCUCCAAUGUGUCCACAUUGGUACGUGGUUAAAAACAGCAAACUGGGACGCCACGUACACAGUAUGCAAAAGAUAGGGUUUUAAAGUCUUGUCAAGUCGCAAAUUCAUUCUCACUUGUGUCUCUUAUAAAAUCGCCCAAGGGAACAGCAUAUAUUUUUACUUUUUGCUUUGAAACAAAAGGGGUGGAGACAGAAGUUUCCAAAUCGACCUGAAGUUAGCAGCGUAAACUUCUAACAUUCAUUUAGAGUGAAAAUGAGUGAAACAGACCAGCAAAAGAACGAUGUGCCAGCAUACUUGAAAGAUGAACCACCAGCAGAUCCCAAUAAAGACCAUCCCCAGCCUCAGCCUGGCAUGUUCUCCAGGGUGGCUGGUGGUCUGUUCAGUGUCACAAAGGGGGCUGUUGGGGCCACAGUGGGUGGAGUUGCCUGGGUUGGAGGAAAAAGCUUCGACCUCACGAAAACUGCCGUUACCUCCGUCGCAUCUGUGCCAGCGAUGGGGGUGGGUCUCGUGAAGGGAGGCGUGUCUGCCGUGGCCGGCGGCGUGAGUGCAGUCGGCUCUGCCGUCGUUAGCAAAGUUCCUAUUGGCGGAGGUAAAAAGAAGGAUAAAUCCGAUUGAACCUUCUGCCUGCAUUGUGUCUUCUCGUUUGACUCUUGCGUGAGUUGAUGGUGGAGUUUUGCAAGACCAUAUUUCGUCUGCCUGACCGGACCAUCAAGGUGACAUUCGUGAACUGGGGGCUUGCAUGACACGAGAACCUUUGUUUUUGUGUUGUAAUAGGAAUAUGAAAUUAUGCGUUAUGCCAAAAUUGUUUAUGUCUGAAGUAUUACAUUUCAAUGAGUGUACAUGUGGACCUUUAAAUGUUCCGUUACUGUUUUACAAAGGCACAUCAGUUUAAGCUUUGUGCCUGUGACCGCAGAGACAAAGAUUUCGCACACGUUUCAAACGCGCACCUUGCGCUCAGACUCUGCAAGCCAGUUGUUGGAUUAAGAUGAAGAUCAGUCAAGUGUCCCUCAAGGUUCUGUAAGAGAAAAUCACAGGCCGUGGGGUGCUGAUGGUGACACUCCAUCCAUCUGAUUGAUUGUUCGUGAGAUUACUUACUUUGUGCCUUUGGGGUCCGCGCUGAUCCGUGCUGCCCUCUCGAUCCCCACCGAUCGCUCUUUAUCCUUUGCAAAACGGAGAAACCACAAGCACACACACGCUGUGUUUACUGUGCUGUAUUAAAAGGGCUCUGAAGUUGAGGACCAUAAAUCGGAAUGCUGAUAUACUUUAGGGAUUUAGGGGAAAGUGUGCGUCCGUGUGCAAGAUUGACAAUCGGCAUCAAAACAGAAAUUUUUGUUUUGCUGCUUCUAUCACCUACAUCUGUUUUCCAUUACCCUGUGAGAAUUUCUGUUGUGUUUUUCUUAUUUUUUUCCUCUUUAUCAUGUUUGUUCACUGUCCUUUGCUUUUUUUUAAAACUCUUUAACGUGAAUCUUUUUAUGGGCCAAAAAAGAACCACACAAGGUGGCAAAAUACAUUACAGUAUUUUCGUCUAUCGAGUAUUUGUUGUUUUUCCUUACCAAAAAAAUAAUAGGAUGGAAAAAUGUUUAGUGUAUUUGUUAAAGAUUUGUUUUUUUGUUAGCAUUACUUUAUUAUAUUUAGUAUGGUAUUCUAUGUAUUCUCUCUUUUUAGAUGUAUCAAUUUAUUUUUGUUUGUUUUCAGGGUGAUUUGAAACGAUCCAUAUUUUGUUGCAUAAUGUGAAUUCGAAAGAUUUAAAUAAAGUAAUAUCAAAGUGG